AUGGCAGUUAUGAGUCCACAACUAUCAGUAAACACGCAGUCGAGCGAGCUGAAGUCCGAAGCGGCCGCUCCUGCUCUCGCUUCGGCGGUGGACGGGAGCGCCGCCUCGGAAGGGGCGAUGGCGAUGGACUUGGAUAUUAACGGGUGAGUUUGCCCUGUCCCUGUCUGCUGUUUGUCGCUGCUUCCUCUCCUUCUACUACCUUGUACCGUCGUUCUAUCUCGCAAUGCAUCUCCUCGACUAGCGUCUUGAGUGAGGAUCGUGUGGCUGAGACGAUGUAUGGAUCCAAUCAUGUCGCACAAAUUUUGUUCUCCAGCUCCAUCGUUUCUUGUACCUUUUUUUUUUCUAUUUAUUUUUAUUUUUAUUAUUACCUUGUAUUUACCAUUAUUAUGUUCCUCUAGUUCCAUCAAACAAGAUGAUAGUACCUCGCCUCAAUUUGAUCCAUCGUCUCCGAAGGAUGACCACGUCAGCAACGGAUUACGCACGCCGUUUGUGAACGGAAGCGCCCCGGAUGCGAAGAUAAAUGCGCCUCCUUCGCCCCCCAUCCCCACCCCACCACUGCACUCUGAUAACACACAUGACCUUUCUGAUCUGCAUAUCACGUCACCCGCUGGCUUGCCUGGAUCUACAGUUAUGUCAUUCCAGGGGGGCGUUGGAUUGGAGGAUAAGGAAAGGCCGGCCGGAGAGCCAAUGGACCAAGAUGUAUCUGGGGAUAAUGUCAAGGAUGAUAAGUCUGAUGAGAAGUCUAAUCAAGGGAAGGAUGUCGGCUCCAAUCGGUCGGAACCACCUCAGAAGGAAUCGUCGGGCUCUAUGGCUGAUUCCUCUCAUGGCACCACUACCGAUAGAACUAUGACGGAUGCGCCUACCCUCAAAGCUUCACGUAGCCGAGAUGACGACGACGGUGAAGGCCCUCCAUUGAAGCGAGCUAAAACGGAGGAGGAAAUGGAUGUUGUUUCCCCAACGACCGCUGCGGCUUAUAAUUCCGCCGCCCCGUUGACGGAGACACAAAUUAAAUUUCUCCUGGGGGUGAUUCGGAGUUUACGGCGGACCAAGGAUGCCCGUCCUUUUACGAUGCCGGUUGACCCUAUAAAGCUCAACGUUCCUAGUUACUUUGAAGUUAUUACCAACCCAAUGGAUCUUCACACUAUGGAGAAGAAGCUGAACAAUAAGGAAUACUCGUCGUCGCGUGACUUUUUAGCCGACUUCAACCUAAUUCUCACGAAUUGUGUCACUUUUAAUGGCCGCGAGCACCCGGUGGCCGAAAGUGGACGGGUUAUGAAAGCUGUGUUUGAGAACCAUAUGGCAGGGUUUCCAUCAGCUGACUUUAUCGAGCCUCAGAAGUCGAAAUCAAGCAAAAAGAAGGGUGGGGGAAUCGCUGCUAUCAAAGCUGCUGCGCCUAAACUGCCAAAGCCGGUAGCGCCUGCCCCACAAGCGAUUAAAGCGACACAGACUAAGAAGGAAUCGAAACGUCCUGCUCCGGCUGCAGCUGUUACAGCUGCCUCCCCUACAUUUGGUCUCCAACCGUCCGGUAUCCCCCAGAUCCGCCGAGAUUCUACUGCAAAUGACAGGCCCAAGAGGGAGAUACACCCACCAGCGCCUAAGGAUUUGCCAUAUUCUGAUGUCAAACCUCGACGCAAGAAGACCGCAUCGGAACUCAGAUUCUGUGAUAUCGUUCUCAAGGAACUUCACAAGAAGCAGUAUCAUGAUAUGGCAUUUCCGUUUUAUGUGCCAGUGGACCCUGUAGCAUUGAACAUACCUGAUUACUUUAAGAUCAUCAAGAAGCCUAUGGAUCUGAGCACGAUUUCGACGAAGUUGAAAACGAAUCAGUAUGACAGCGCUAGUGAUUUCGAAGCCGAUAUUCGCUUAAUGUUUUCCAAUUGCUACAAAUUCAACCCUUCGGACCAGCACGUUCACAAGUGUGGGAAGGCUUUAGAAAAUGUUUUUGAUCAGAAGUGGGCCGAAAAGGCUUCCUACACUCGGGAUAAUCCGGGCAGCCAUUCUCCAGUUUCUGUUUCGCCCCCCGUGGAAGAUGAAGAUGAGGAUAUGAGCGGGGAAGAGAGCGAGGACCAGGAGCAAAACAUCCGUAUGCUCGAACAGCAGCUCGAAGCGAUGAAAGAUCAGAUAUCAGCGAUGAAGAAUGGGCAAAAGAAGAAAAAGACUCCUCCUGCUACCUCUACCAAAAAGUCGAAAGGGGGUUCUUCCCGAAAAGGCUCAUUAGUAUCUGCCGCCCCUCCGCCUAAUCCCUCUAGACCCAAGAAGGGAAAAAAGGAAAAGAAGGUUCCUUACAUUACCAUGGAGCAAAAGACGGAACUUUCGGAAAGGAUAAAUUUUUUGCCAACCGGAAAGAUGGCUUAUGCUCUUAAGAUGAUUAGAGAGAAUAUGCCCGAUCUGGGUAAUGUGUGUACCUAUAUCUAUCCGUACUAUUCUUAUUGUUGCUAACGUGCACUAGACAGCUGAUGAUGAGAUUGAGCUCGAUAUUGAUGAGCUAGACCCCCAAACGCUGUACAAGCUUCAUACAUAUGUUACCAGACAUGCGGAGAAGAAGCCCAGCGGAUAUAUUCCACCACCGCCCCCUCCUGCACCAGUCACAGAACCAAAGUCGAAGUCCAAAAGUCUCCCGAAAUCCAAGAAGAACAAACCUAUGUCUGCUGUGGAACAGGAAGCCAAGAUCAAGAACAUUCAGGCUAAGCUUCAUAACUUUGAUAAUCCGACCCCACAGCCAUCUAACUCUGGUAUUUUAAACCCCUUCCCCCAGCAUUGCAUGGCACGUUGAAGGAUCAAUAUGGCUAACCAUGAAUCUAGCUGCCCAUGGUGAUGAUAGCGACUCGAGUGAUGACGAUGACGAGAGCUCGUGUUCGGAGAGCGAAGAAGAGUAGACCCCUGCUCUGGUUAAAAAAAAACACCCUUUGCAACAAAAGCUAUUAUUUUCGAAAAAAACUUAAUUGCUUGGGUCAUUUCAAACAGUGUGAGGGCGGGGGGUAGGUGGCAUAAAAAAAGUGCAAGUUCUAUUGUUAAGUUAUUAUUCAUGUACCCGUCUGACAAAAAGAACAUGGCUCAUUGUUCAUUUUUGUUUUCGGGGGAGAGUAACUUGCUUGUGCUGUGAACCGGCGUCUGGGGAUGUGGGCGUAAGGGGAUAAGUGCGGGGUUUGUUUUAGGAGGAGAGGGGCGGAAUGUUGUCCUAUGAGAGACGUGGCAUGGACGGAAGGUUGCAGUUUUUUUUUUUUACAAUGGCGGGGUUGUCGGCGGCAUCUUGGCUUUUUUCAAUUUUUUUUCAUUGAUUGCUGACUGGCUGACACUUCCAUUCUAACUUGACUAACUUAAUGACCUUUCUUCAUCUUUGCUUUUCUCUCUUUUCUUUUAAAAACAUACUUGAGCUUCUUUGUUCCUGCCCCUCAACCUUUACAUUUUACUUCUUGUAUCUUUACAUGUUUUAUCGGCACAGGGGGUGUUUUUUUUUCUCUUUUCCUUUUCUUUUCUUUCCUUUCUCUCUCUUCCCUUCUUUCCUGAACAUAUUCAUUCGGGUCCUUUGUGAG
This is a messenger RNA of Tuber aestivum (summer truffle), 3530 nucleotides long. The record is from the annotation of a GenBank genome assembly. Lineage: Eukaryota; Fungi; Ascomycota; Pezizomycetes; Pezizales; Tuberaceae.